ACGAGCCCUAAAGCUAUUAUUUUGAACCUAGGGGACCAUUUAGUUUUCUAAAUUGUAUUUCAGCUCUCUCCUUAUCUCCCAAUUUUCCAGGCGGAACUGUGUCAAUGCAAAUACUGGACAAAAUAAAGAUGCAAAGAAAAGAAUCAGAUGAACGGCCGCCUGAGCUACCAAUUUCUUGGGUUGAAAUAUCCAAUUCAAUUUCUCGUCAAUACCAAUUUCAGCCUGAUGGUAAGCUAUCGGUCAAGAUGGUUGAUGACUCAAGACCAGCUGCACAGAGAGUGAUGGAAUCCUUUCUGAAUAAAUUUUUCCCAUCUGGCUAUCCAUAUAGUGUGAAUGAGGGGUAUAUGAGAUACACACAAUUUCGAGCUCUACAACACUUUACAAGUGCAUCAUUAUCGGUUUUGUCGACUCAGUCACUACUAUUUGCUGCAGGCUUGCGUCCUACCCCUGCUCAGGCAACUGCAGUGAGCUGGAUAUUGAGAGAUGGUAUGCAGCAUGUCGGAAAGCUCAUAUGUAGCAACUUAGGUGCAAGGAUGGAUUCUGAGCCUAAACGUUGGAGAAUUUUAGCUGAUGUUCUGUAUGACUUUGGGACUGGUUUAGAAGUUAUGUCUCCUUUAUGCCCGCAUUUAUUUCUUGAAGUUGCUGGCCUUGGCAAUUUUGCAAAGGGAAUGGCAGUUGUUGCAGCUAGAGCAACACGAUUGCCUAUAUAUUCUUCAUUUGCCAAAGAAGGCAAUCUUAGUGAUCUGUUUGCUAAAGGUGAGGCUAUUUCCACUCUUUUUAAUGUUCUCGGGCUUGGAGCAGGAAUUCACUUAGCAUCCACUAUUUGUUCAUCAAUGCAGGGAAAGUUGGUUGUUGCACCGUUCCUGUCUGUUAUACACAUUUACAGUGUCUGUGAAGAAAUGCGAGCUGCUCCUGUGAACACAUUAAAUCCUCAGAGAACUGCAAUGAUCGUGGCUGAUUUUGUGAAGACUGGAAGAAUCUCAAGUCCUGCUGACUUAAGAUAUCGAGAAGAUCUCUUGUUUCCCGGAAGGUUGAUAGAGGAUGCUGGAAAGGUUAAGGUGGGAAGGUCCCUGCAUGAAGUAGUUAGGCCUUCAAAGCUGAAAAAAUUUAAAGAAGCAUUUCCAGAAGAGAAAUUCCUUUUGAAUCAUGGAAGUAGAUGGACUGAUAUGAUACUGGAGCACAAUGCAACCGGUGAAGAUGCAUUGAGGGGUUGGCUGGUUGCUGCUUAUGCUUCGGAUAUGGAACGAUUGGUUCAUGAACCAAGUGCAAAUAUCUUGCAAGAGGCUUAUGAUAAAAUGAAUUUCACAUUCUCUCCAUUUUUAGCUGAGUUGCAAGCAAAAGGGUGGCAUACAGAUCGAUUUCUUGAUGGUACUGGAAAUCGCUUUGCGUUUUAGGUUUGUAGGAUCUCAAAUUCUUUGUACUUUGUUACGCUUUCCUAGUUAUUAGAAUACAUGUAGUAGUGGGACAAAAACCUUUCAUCCUCAAACGGUGGAAUUUGAGAAUAGCAACUGCAUUUACUGCGCCACCAAUAUAUGUUACUUCAUUUUGUUUCA
Molecule: messenger RNA, 1553 nt
Organism: Solanum pennellii
Lineage: Eukaryota; Viridiplantae; Streptophyta; Magnoliopsida; Solanales; Solanaceae
Product: protein root UVB sensitive 2, chloroplastic
Exons: 10
Coding region: 105-1394 (429 amino acids)
Biological process (GO): auxin polar transport; response to UV-B
Cellular component (GO): chloroplast envelope
Source: RefSeq, a predicted model, not a curated record